AUCCAUCAUAUUUUUCAUCUACUGCUACGACCGUCUUUUUUGUUACAUUAAUAAUCAUGGCAUUUUCUUCAGCCAUUGUGUUGACUGAUUUAAAUGACUAUAUUGCACCUUCUCAAGCAUGUAUAAAGCCAGUUGAAAUUCAAAAAGCUGAUAAAGAUGCCCAAGGACCUACCGAGAUCAAAGUAGAUAAAGAAGGAACCUACUACGAGAUUAGUCAAGACGACGGACAAGAAAAGAAGCUCGAAAAGGCUUCUAUCACUUUAAACGAUUGCCUUGCCUGCAGUGGAUGCGUUACUUCAGCAGAGAGUGUUUUAAUAUCGAUGCAGUCAUUAGAAGAGUUUACCAAAGUGCUCGAACAGAAUAAAUAUCAGAGAAUUGUCAUUUCUAUCAGCCCUCAGUCAAGAGCAUCCUUAGCAGCUAAAUAUCAACUGACGCCUAUCCAAGUACAAUAUAGGCUGGUUCAUUUCUUCAAAAACAUACUGGGUGUUCAUCAUGUGUUUGAUAUCGCAUUUACUCAGGAUCUAUCAUUAGUUGAGGCAGCACGUGAGUUUGUAGAUCGUUUUAGAGAGUACAUGGCCAAUGGAGGAGAGACUGCAGAGAAAGCGAUUUAUGAACAACAGAAGCAAGAAGAGUUGGAAGGAGGAAGACCUGCUCGAGUGAGAGGCGCAAGAGGACAAUCAAGAAAGACAGGGGAAAGCAGCAGCAUGCCUAUGCUUGCCUCAUCUUGUCCUGGUUGGGUGUGUUAUGCUGAAAAGACGCAUGGCGAUGUCCUGCCUCAUAUCUCAACCGCUAAAUCGCCUCAGCAAAUGAUGGGAUCACUUGUCAAAAAUUACUUUGCACAAAAGUUAGGUCAAGCACCAAGUCAGAUAUACCAUGUGUCGGUUAUGCCCUGCUAUGAUAAAAAGUUAGAAGCAAGUCGUCCUGAUUUUGAAGUCGAUGGAAUAAGAGACGUAGACUGUGUCUUGACUACUUCAGAAAUUGACCAAAUGCUACAGUCUCACCAUUUCCUUGAAAUGCCUGAAGCGCCAAUUGAUGAUAUGUUUAAUAAGGUCGGUAUUGACCCUCAGACAGGACAGCAAACACUCUUGGGCGUACCUGGUUCUUCAUCGGGUGGUAGCUUAGAAUAUGUCUUGGCCGCGGCUGCUCGUGAACUCUUUGGGCUGCCUACUAUCGAAGGACGAGUGACGGUCAAGGCGGGCAAGAAUGCAGAUAUAUGUGAAUAUAGUUUGAUGAGCGACGAUGGACGACCCGUGUUACGAUUUGCGAGUGCUUAUGGAUUUAGAAAUAUACAAAAUUUGGUACGCAAGAUUAAACAGGGAAAGUGCACAUAUCAUUAUGUUGAAGUAAUGGCAUGUCCUGGCGGCUGUGCUAAUGGCGGCGGACAGAUUGUACCUGUAGAUGUCAAUCCAAAGGAAUGGCUGAAUCAAGUAGAAAAUAUCUAUAGAUCUGUAACAGGAGUGUGGCCAGAGGAAAAUGAAACGAUCAAGGGAAUUUACAAUGAAUGGAUAGGUGCUGACGACACAAAACGAAAGACUAUACUUCAUACACAAUAUCAUGCUGUUACUCAAAGCUUCCAAAACCCAUUGGCUACCAAGUGGUAGUAUUAUAUUUAUACAUGUAUAUGUA
Messenger RNA from Rhizopus microsporus ATCC 52813, 1626 nucleotides. Its product is annotated as iron hydrogenase. The transcript has 2 exons. Gene Ontology annotation, biological process: iron-sulfur cluster assembly. Gene Ontology annotation, molecular function: 4 iron, 4 sulfur cluster binding. The coding region runs from base 57 to 1601 and encodes 514 amino acids. The record is from RefSeq and is a predicted model, not a curated record. NCBI's taxonomy places the organism in Eukaryota, Fungi, Mucoromycota, Mucoromycetes, Mucorales, Rhizopodaceae. Gene Ontology annotation, cellular component: cytosolic [4Fe-4S] assembly targeting complex.